AUGAAUUUAUUGCUUAAAUCUAUUUGUUUCGCCCUGCUUUUUGCUCUGGUUUUCGACUUUGCAUCUGCAGGAUUUCUUGAUUACAGGCUUGCAGUUGGUUCGGGAGGGUACUCGGGUACAACUCGAAGGCCACUCUAUAUAGGAAGAUGCUAA
Messenger RNA from Pediculus humanus corporis (human body louse), 153 nucleotides. RefSeq lists its product as uncharacterized. The transcript is spliced from 2 exons. The coding region runs from base 1 to 153 and encodes 50 amino acids. NCBI's taxonomy places the organism in Eukaryota, Metazoa, Arthropoda, Insecta, Psocodea, Pediculidae. The record is from RefSeq and is a predicted model, not a curated record.